AUGUCUUGUGACAAUCGACAUGCAAGUAGUUGGUUGAUUGGUGAGAGUAUAAGAGAAACAUAUCAAGGGGUUGGUUGUGAAUUUCAACCAAAAGACAUUGUAGCAGACAUUCGAAAGCAGUAUGGCAUUCAAAUCAGUUAUGAUAAGGCGUGGAGAGCCAAAGAACUUGCUCUAGGUUCUAUUAGGGGAUCACCUGAGGAGUCUUAUAAGACUUUACCAUCCUAUUGCUACAUUUUAGAGCAAAAAAUUCCUGGUACCAUUACUGAUAUAGUUACUGAUAGUGAUAAUCAAUUCAAAUACUUUUUUAUGUCGAUUGGUGCAUCUCUUGCUGGGUUUCAUACAUCAAUAAGGCCUGUGGUUGCAAUUGAUAGGACAUUUUUGAAAGCAAAGUACUUAGGGACUUUAUUUAUUGCACCGUGUAAAGAUGGCAACAAUCAGAUAUACCCUUUAGCCUUUGGGAUUGGUGAUUCAGAAAAUGAUGCCUCAUGGGAGUGGUUUUUACAAAAACUACAUGAUGCACUUGGACACAUUGAUGAUUUGUUUGUAAUAUCAUAUCGACAUGGUAGCAUUGAGAAAGCAGUACAUAAAGUAUUUCCCCAUGCGAGGCAUGGUGUCUACACUUAUCACGUUGGACAAAAUUUGAAGACAAAGUUCAAGAAUCCUGCAAUUCAUAAGUUGUUCCAUGAUGCUGCUCAUGCUUAUCGUGUUUCAGAGUUAAUUUUAUAUUUGGGCAACUAG
Molecule: messenger RNA, 738 nt
Organism: Vitis vinifera (wine grape)
Lineage: Eukaryota; Viridiplantae; Streptophyta; Magnoliopsida; Vitales; Vitaceae
Exons: 1
Coding region: 1-738 (245 amino acids)
Source: RefSeq, a predicted model, not a curated record